Molecule: messenger RNA, 3729 nt
Organism: Xylona heveae TC161
Lineage: Eukaryota; Fungi; Ascomycota; Xylonomycetes; Xylonales; Xylonaceae
Exons: 6
Coding region: 39-3656 (1205 amino acids)
Biological process (GO): nucleotide-excision repair, DNA gap filling; DNA recombination; double-strand break repair via nonhomologous end joining
Cellular component (GO): DNA ligase IV complex
Molecular function (GO): ATP binding; DNA ligase (ATP) activity; DNA binding
Source: RefSeq, a predicted model, not a curated record
AAGUGAUCCAAGUGGUAAUGAUUACGGAGUGAUAUCUGAUGCCCUUCAAAUUCAUCUACAUCUGCGACUUGCUAUCCCAGCUGGAAGACCAUGCCACGCGCGAUCCACCCCUGCUGGCCUCGCAACAGCGCGAGCUCGACCGUCGGGUUAUCGAAUCUUGGUUCCAGUCUCACCGGCGGCGCAUCGAUGAAUCAGGGACAACUAACCGCGCUGCAUUGCUCAGUGCAUUUUUUCCCGAGCGCAGAACGGAUAGAGUCUAUGGGCUGCAAGAAAAGAGUCUAGUGAAAGUCCUCGGGAGGUGCCUAUGUCUAGGGAUCGAGCGCAGAAAGGAAUUGGCGAAGUGGGAGUCUUUUGGAGGCAGAGGAGAAGAUUUAGGAUUUUAUGUGGAAAGAGUUCAGAAACAGGCAGAGAUGCCGAUUCCACAUCGAGACCACGAGGUUACAGUCGAAGAGGUGGAUGAGGCAUUGCAGGCUUUGGCAAGGGGGAAUAAAUUUAGCUGUCUUUCUUCCUCUUCUUCUUCGUUAUCAGUGGGACAAAUUACCGCUCGCCACAACGCCAACCUCUCAGGGGAUACGUGUGAGAAACUUCUUGGGCCAAUCUUCUGUCGACUACAGUCUCGUGAAGCCAAGUGGCUGACCAGGAUGAUUCUCAAAAAUUAUGCACCGGUAGUGCUGCCGGCGUAUCUAAUACUCCGAUCUGUACAUUUCCUCGUGCCCGAUAUUCUAUACGUACGGUCUUCAUUCGAAGCUGCUAUAGAGUUACUUCAGAGCCCGGAAUUGGUUCUUUAUCCAUCGCAGCCUGGGAGAGAUGUGGAAGGUAUUCUCAAAAUCACUGCUGCAAGAUUGAUGAUGCCGACAAUCGGAUGCAAAUUGGCUCGGGCGCCAUUCCUUAAAGCUAGGUCUAUCAAGCAUUGUGUCAAUAUGAUUGGCGAUAAGCGCGUGAGUGUCGAACGGAAGUACGAUGGAGAAUACUGCCAAAUACAUGUCGAUCUCAGCAGCGAGGGAAAUUGGAUUCAGAUAUUUUCAAAAAGUGGAAAAGAUUCCACUAAUGAUCGACGAGCUAUUCAUGGUGUCGUCAAGGCCUGCCUUGGAAUUGGAACCGACAAGUGCAAGUUUACUAAAAAGUGCAUUUUGGAAGGAGAAUUAGUUGUAUACAGUGAAAGGGAACAAUCCAUUUUGGGAUUUCACGAAUUACGAAAACAUAUACCCCGCGCAGGACGGUAUCUCGGUGCAGAGCAGGACUCGCCGCCGGACCCUCAUGAACAUCUAAUGAUAAUGUUUUUUGAUGUUUUACUAAUUGAUGAAGAAAAUCUAUGUAUCAUGCCAUACGAAGACCGCAGAAAGCGCUUAAAAGACCUCAUCACCCUGAUAUCCGGACGCGCAGGUCUGGUUGAACGGGAGCAGAUGACAGUGUCAUCGCAAAAGGGAAUCCGACGAUUGAGAAAAAGAUUCGGAACUGCUAUCAGAAAGCGCUGGGAAGGACUAGUCAUAAAACCAUGCCGAGAAGCCUCCUUUGGCAUUAUCGGCGCCGAAGAAAAUGAUUACAAGGGCCGCUGGAUCAAACUGAAAAAGGACUAUAUCAAAGGACUCGGAGACACUGCUGAUUUUGCCAUUGUUGGGGCCAAAUAUGAUGGCAGACUAGCUCACCAGCACAACUCAUUAAUCUGUCGAUGGAAUGUCUUCUACCUGGGCUGCCUUGUCAAUAAAGAGAGAGUACUGCACUUCUCCGAUAAGCCCCAAUUUCGAGUAAUCGAGGCCCUAGAUUCUGCAAUCAACGCAGAGGAUCGAAUGACUCUCAACCACGUCGGCCAAUUUAGAAGCACACCCGUCAGCAGUGCUCAGACAGGUCACCCUUUUGACAUAUGGUCCACGUGGAAUGUCAAUUUCAAACCUGACGUGAUUUUCAACGAACCUUUUGUUGUGGAAAUUAUGGGAAGCGGAUUCGACAAGCCAUCUAGCGCCAACUAUUUUACUCUUCGCUUUCCCCGCGUGUUGAAAAUCCAUUGGGAUAGGACCUUUGGAGACACUGUCAGCUUCGAGGAAUUGCAAAAAAUGGCAGAAGUCGCCGGAACAUCUCCGGAAGGUGGCUCACAAGAAGAUUCAGUGUGGAUUUCGAAACUUGAGCUCGCAGACGAGGGUAAACGAACGACAAGGCCCGAUAAGCAUACACAAAGCAGCGAGUCGUACGGGUCUUCUCAAAAAUCUAGUGUCCUGCAUUCGCAAGACUCUGACCGUCAAGACCGUUCAAUCACCGCUGAACCCGCGCCAGAAAAUAUGUCUUUUGGCCAACAGUCUUUCAAAACAUGCACGGGCAGCUUCAUGGCAGCGGCAGAUCGUCUUUCACUGAAUGUUGAGCCAACUCAGCCUGCGCCACGACAUGCAGCGCCUGCAGGGGACAAAGCUAUGCUGCCACCAAGAGAAAAGUCGCAUAAGCGCACCAUGGAAACGGAGAAUCUUCCAGCCCAGGGCGCAAAACGAGCAAAGACCGCACCAUCAUCAUCGUCAUCAUCGACUGCUCCCAAUAAACCGUCUUCUGCAAAACCCGGUAUGCAUUCAUCCUCACAAAGCAACUCUUACAGCGGCUCGUCCAUGCCCUUGGGUGAUAUCACAAAUGUAUCGAACCGCCGCAAAUCGGUAUCAACAACAAAAGAGAUAUCGCAGAAACGCAAGUCGGACAAGUGUAAUUCCCAGUCCACUGAAGUAUCCACAACUGCAUCUGAGAGCAGUACCGUUCCAGCUCCUCCUCCUCUUCUUCCUUCUUUUUCUUCUUCUUCUUCCUCUUCUUCUUCUUCCUCUUCUUCUUCUUCCUCUUCUUCUUCCACCAACAAACAAAACGCACCACAACCAAGCACAAAAACGCCUUCCUCCACGAACGACUCUCUCACUUUUCAACCACCAGCACCGCCAAAUCUAAAUACACCCACACAUCCAUCUCCCGUUUAUACGACACCCACACAUUCCAACUCCCGACGUCGCAACCAUCCAAGAACCACCAGCCCAGCGCGUCAGUGUCCACUUCUACACAAAUACAUUCUACUCGCUCCUGAUCUCCCGGACUCUUCUAUAGUUACUCAAACCCUCUCUUCUCACGGCGCGGUAUAUACCGCGGACUUGGAUACUUUUUCGAAACCUCCUGUAUCAUCUCCAGCUACCCCUUCUUCUUCUUCCUCCUCUUCCUCCUCAUUGUCAUUACCAUCUACUUCUAGCCCUGCAAUCAAACCCACAUCUACUCACCCUCCAAUUUCCACCGCACGCCUCGUUCUCGUGGACAGCCACAAUCCCGAAAACACAGCCGCCACAAUCGAGCGCGUGUUGUCCAUCCACGGCGGCAUUCGACAGAGCGUUACGUUUUACGAUUGGCGCGUCUUACUCUCUUUUCAAAACCGUGCAGCGGUGUGCGCUCAGGCUGAAAGAGAACCAAUUCGCUCAAGCCGCUCGAUUAGCUCGAUUUCCUCCACAUCUGGAAAUGGAAAUGACCACACAAUCGCAGACGUUACUGAGAAUAACGACAACAACUACAACAGCAGGACUCAUGAAGCUGGUAAUUGCUCCUGCGGGGCAAAUACGAGCGUGAAUUGGAAAAUAUAUUUCUCGGGCCGCAUAUGUUGGGAUGAAGAGAGACGGGAAAGUUGUGUGGUAUGGGAGGAUAGCGAUUGAGUCUUUGAUAAUACCGACAAUACCGACACUGUCAUGACUCAUGAGGCUUGAGGCUGUUUGUAGUAAUGGGCCA